Molecule: messenger RNA, 5159 nt
Organism: Hermetia illucens (black soldier fly)
Lineage: Eukaryota; Metazoa; Arthropoda; Insecta; Diptera; Stratiomyidae
Gene: jus
Exons: 8
Coding region: 712-2115 (467 amino acids)
Source: RefSeq, a predicted model, not a curated record
UCACAGUCUAGCUAAAAUCUUCGGAUAUCCCGGACAUAGUAUGUGCAAAAUUCCUUUACCCUAAUUUUUUCCUGUCGUUCACAAAACGAAUUUCGCAUCUUUCAAAUUUCAUUUCAAAAGCACACGCGGAAGGAUUUCUUUAAAAAAAUAAUUUCAAAUAUCAACCGCACUCCUUGGAAGGUUGGCUAGGCGUCCGCGUUUUAAUUGAAACACUUAAUUUCAUUGUUUCUUUGUGCGAUGACUUCACUGGGAAGAAAAAGUGUCAGUGCUGCAGUAUAGCUGCAUUUUAAAUGACUCGGAUGAUUUUUAUGAGCAACUUUUUAUUUGCUGCAUGUUUCCAGCCUAUGUUUCGUAUUAUUUCCUUUCCAUUCUCGUACUUUUAACUUUUUAUUUUGAUUUUCAGUGCGUUCUCGAUAGUGAAAGAUAAAUGCAUCUCAAAGAUGUGAAAAGUAAGUGAUUCUGUGCGGAAGAUAUCUUCACUGUUGGAAAGAAAAUUUCGUAAGUUAUCGGUGAGUUGUCGAAUAUUUGUGUGAGUUGCGGAGCAUCCUUCUUCGAUAGUCUGAUGUGAAGGAGUUCAGGAUUUGUGUCUCCCGGCCGGAAAUUUUGCCGAAGAUAGUGGACUACAGAACGAUAACUAUUACAAAACGGAGGAAGAAACGUCGACCGAAAACGAAAGCGACGAAGAAUGGAUGAAGAUUUGGACAAAAAAAUAUGAAAUUCGCUGGGGCUCAACAGCCCCACAGAGCCGAUUCAAGCUUUUGGAAUGACUCUUUUGGUGGCCAUACUAUUAUCGACAAUUACAGUACCAAUAGCAACAACAGUACUUCUAGCAAUAGAAACUCAGACACUAGCAGAUGCAAAAUCAAUUGUCCAGCUCAGAACGCAAACAUUACUUACACCAAAACUAAACAAGAUAAAAUCGGGACAGAGCAGGCCGGAUUAUGUGGAAGAGAUGAGAGAAAUGAAAUUCACGGCAAUUUCGAGUGCAUCGAAGAAGGAUCGGGAAUUAAAGUCGGGGGGAAUACUGCAUUUGACAUGAUUCGAUCCAUCCCCGCCGUUGUCCUUGAGAGGAUGCGAGUUCAACAAUCAUUACCAUUACAAUCAUCGAAGUUGCUUUCAUUACUGCAUGAGCGUCGACAAUUCCGUUUACUGUCAUGUUACUUUACAAUCUUAUUGAUUUUAUUAUGCGUGUUUACAAAUCGUGCUUUAUGCGAUGAAAUCGAAAAUGGAUCUAGCCUGGGACCAGAGUUUACAACCCUGGCGUUGGCGGUGCAGCCCACGGUGCCACCGUUUGAUAACGCCACCCGAGGCAAUAAAAAGUUCGGUGAUAGAUGUGAGGACACCGUGGAAUGUGGAUUUCCCGGGUCGAUAUGCGAUCCACGGAAAAAAUCAUGUCAGUGCAUCGAGGAUUUGCCGGUCACCAAUCACCUGGAUAAAUGUGGAAAAGAGGCCGCAAUCAACGAGAGCUGCUUCUUCAACGAACAAUGCGAGGCGUUUCACUUCCAAACAGAAUGCCGGGAUAACCGUUGCGUUUGCCGUUUCGAAAUGUCGCCUGUCGUCAACAAGGAUGGGAAUGUCGAAUGUAAAGGUAAACAGAUGAAGCACGACGAGGUGGAACGAUAUGUCGACCCGGCCAUGAUUGGUGUCCUCGUAGGAAUGGCUCUCAUGUUCAUAAUCAUUUGUGUUGUCCUUCGUCUAUUCAGUCGGGCCCGAUGGCGUGAGAACCGAACCAUUUUCAAUACACCAAAUCCACGUCUAAUGAACGUUUCGUUGUUGCGUGACAAUAAGUUGAUGCAUGGUCAGGAGCGACGCGGUUCCAGGAUGUCGGUAAGAGCACCGUCACGUCAACCUAGCAUGGCCUCAUUGCGACCGCACUCCCCUAAUCCGUCGUUAGGUAAGACAGGAUCAAGACCAGGAUCCCGGGGUAGCAGCAACGCAUCAGCAAUAUCAGCUCGUUCCACACUAGCUGCAGCAACCAAUGCCGAUGCAAAACCAACAGCCAACAAUAAUUGCGCAGAUUCCAAUCAAACGUUAAUUAUAACAAAUAUUAUAGAGAAUCCAGCCGCUGAGAGUGUCACUAUUGAGAUUCUUCAGCCAAAAUCUGAGCAAAAGUAGGAAACAGUCAGUAGCAAUCAAUUUUCGCAGAAUUUUUCAAGUUAACUCAAGAGAGAUUCCAAAUGUAGAAAAAUGCAAAUACCAAUGGACAACUUGGCCUUGGGUUUAGUGAAGUUAAUCCUUUCUUCGUAGAAAAAAAAAGAUUGAAUUCGUCUUUUAGUUUGAUAAAAUAAUAGACAUUUUUAAAAAAAUCGCUUCCUCUAUUUUAACGAGUAACUCCAAUAGUAGAAGUACGGAGUAACUUGCUUGACUUUUUUAGCAAAUAGUGUUAGUGACGUUUAAAUGGAAAUGCCGCAAAUUUCAUUUGUCCUACUCCUUUUAGUUCCAAACACGCAAUAACGAAGAUUAUGUUCGACUACUUUUCGCGAGAAUCUAUAAAUAUGAUAUUUCCUUGCUACAAGGAUUCACCAUUCGCACUCAACGCGUGCCCAAAUAUUUGUAGGUUGUAUAUUUAUGAAAUAAAAGGCAAAGAUGAAAUUAAUAUUGCGUAGUACCCGCGGUAAUUUUUCACUCUUCAGUGUAGGGAAAAUUUGCAGCCUAAAAUUUAGCGAAAUUAAUAUACAAAAACAUGCUAACUGACGAUUGCAAUUAUAAAUGUAAUUUCAUGCAAACUUCUAGGGACCAUAUUUUUUACACCAAAAAAUAUGUGUUUCAAAAAUCUGUUUUCUUAACUUUAGAAGAAAGUGAAUAUCUCUCAAAUAGUACGUAAGGGAAUUAUAAAAGAAAAAAUUUAAAAAAAAAUACUUUGAAUAGUCAACGACUCAGUUAACUCUUACUUGACCUGUUUUACGAAGAAUUAUCACUUUUGCAGCUAUUGUGAUAAAGUUAGAAAUUACACAGACAUUCGCCACUUAGCAGGAAGAAUUCUCUCAAAUAGAACAAAAGUUUCAGUAAAUCAUGACUAAAUUUAGUAAUAUACAAAAGUAUUGUAAUUUAUCGUUUGGAUGUCAAAAGCAACCGUGAUAUUUUACAAAAUAUUGAAAAACAACAAAGUUAAUAUAAUGCCGCAUGAAGCCUCUAGAGCCACUUGUAUAGACAUGUGUGCGUGCAUGUCGUAAAUUAAUUAACUAGUGUAAAACCAACCAACAUACGCUAUCGUGAUACUGGAAAAAUUUGCAAUGAAAAAAUGCGAUACAACUUUGAAGGUAAUUAGAAUUAAUUAAUGUUUAGAAAGAUUGCAUCCCUUUGUUAUUUCGCCAUUCAAUCCGAAUAUCGAUCAGUGAUCUUUGAGAUAAUCAUCCUCACCAUAAUAAAGAACUACAGCACCCUUAGUCUUUGUUGUGCAGUUUUCAUAAAGUGAUCCCUAGUUUAAACAGUUUGUCCGAAUCUGCUUAUGUUCCUUAUUUCACCCUUCAGACUCUUAGAAGUCGAAGAUCUUUACAUAGUUCGACAACUUACAGGCAUAACAUAAGAAGUCUUUAACGUAGAGCUUAAAUUAAUAUUGUAGACUUUUUCCAAAUUUGACUAUAUUUAUGCCAAUUAAUCAUAGAGAAUUGAACUUUCAAUUACCCCUGAUAGAGCUUAGAAAGCAUAUUUUUCUAUUCCUAAUGCGAUAGUAAACGAUAUUCUGAUUUCAACAUCGAUUGAAAACUAAUUUAAGAAGAAUUAAAAUUAAGAAACCAUUGUUUAUGGAAAAUUGCUGUAAAAGUAUAUUAGGCGUAGGUAAAAAUCAUUUUAAAUGUUGUUCUUAUAUUUUUCUAUAUUUUUCUUAAAAUAGGGGAAGAUUUUCGGAAUAAUAUUUAAAAAUAGAAGAAUAAAUAUUUAAAAUGACAAAUCCCAGCAACUGGUUUAUUCUUGCUUUAACAAUUUAGAGACUACCCAAAUAUUGUGUACGUAUAAGUUGGAAAUAUGUAACUUCAAAGAAAUAUGUAUUUGAAUUUAUUGAAUUUCAUUCGAGAAUGUAUUCGUUAAUAUUGCUUUGUUUGUGCUCAAUCAAUAAAGCUAAACUGUGAACUAAAAAUUACUGCAUAUACAUAUAUAAUAUACGAAUAGAAAUGAACAACCACAUUAAAUCCACAGAAAUCUGUUAAGCACAAAAACGAACAUUAUAUAAUAUAUUAUGUAAUACGAAUACCAAGCAUAAUUAAAUAACCGUAUAAUCAAAGAUAUAGUAAUACUGAAUAAACAAAUUAUAUACAAACUUAAAUAUUACGAAGCAUCAACGAUUUUAGCGCCAUUUGAUUAUGGUAGAUUUCUAGCCUUUAAUGAAACUAAAUUUAAAUUCCCGUAAAUGAAAACGAACUAAAUUUGAAAUUUGGGGAAGAAUUUCAAAUCUACUGCGUUUCAAGAAUCUUGCACCCUUAUUGAUAUAUACGUACUUAUAAAGCUAUUACAAAAUGUCUUCAAUCAAAUUAUAAUCGAAUCCUUUCUACACACACAAAGACAACAUUUUAUAAUUAAAAUUACUACAAACUAAGUAAACUAAGAGCAACGCAACAUGUAACACAGAAAAUUUUAGACACUUUUCAAUAAAGCGCAUGAAUUCAUUCAAAGUACGUGAAAGUGUAAUUGAACUUUCACCAGAGAAAAUCUAUCAAAAAAUACGUCCGUGUAAAAUAAAUCGCGUGGAGCAACGGCAUAAAAUAAAAUUAUAAAAAACCUGAAAAAAGUCUUAUACAUAUAACAUCAAACAACUUGAAGCAAGAAAGCAAAAUAUAUGUAUGUAAUUAAUAUAUACAGAAUACUCUUUAAUUAUAACACUAUUUUAUAAAGCGCUGCAAAUACUUCGAAUCAAUAAAAGAAUUUUCUUGUCUUGAUUUUCUAAAGUAUCUUAUCUUGAAUUUUACCUAGCUUUAGACGAGAUGGAAACUUAUUAGAAACUUAUUAUUGUAGAAUGUAAUGAGAAAUCGCUUAGUGAAAAUAUGGGAAAAAAUUAAGAAAAAAAGAACAAUUUAUUUGACAAUUAUUUACAUAGUAAGGGAAUAAGGUCUAUACUAGUCGAACUCAUCACUUUACAAAGAUAUGAAAGUACUAAAAUUAAUAAAUAAUUAUUAUACUAUAUAUUUGACAAAAUUUUACUAAAUAUACAUCAUCAUCAACUUUAA